AGCAACGCAACCUUCUUCGUCUUCUCCUCAACAACGGCAUCGCAAGACAAAAUGCCGCCAAAGAGGAAAGCAUCGGCGAACGUUUCGGGGACAGCCAAGUCUGGCCGGACGUCAGCUGCUUCUACGCCUGGACCCUCGACUCCUCGGGACAUCGAUAGCGACGAUGACGAUUCCGAUCUUCCCCCGGCAGACGACACCAACCCAAACGAGGAGCAAAUUGCGAAUGCCGUGGACCGCUUCUCGUUGGCCUUUUACCAGGACAAGAAAGAUAGAGGCCUUAUAGAUAGCGCCAGUAGGCACUUUGGCGGUGGUAGUCGAGAUUUUUCCUAUUUACCGCUGCGGCAAGACUAUAGAUCUCGCCCUAUAUGGAUUGACCCACAAAGAGGGCGCAUCAUCCUCGAGAACUUCAGUCCCCUGGCUGAGCAGGCCAAGGACUUUCUAAUCACAAUUGCAGAGCCUCUGUCGCGACCGACCUACCUCCACGAGUAUGCUCUCACCACCCACAGUUUAUAUGCCGCCGUCUCCGUCGGCCUGCAACCUCAGGAUAUCAUCAAUACCCUUCAGCGAUUCUCCAAAACCGUCUUGCCAGACUCCAUCCGUUCGUACAUUGAAAACUCGGCCUCGGCGUAUGGCAAAGUCAAGCUUGUCAUCAAGAACAACAAGUACUACGUUGAAAGCAACGAUGCCGACGUCCUGCAGAAACUCUUGAAGGACCCCGUCAUCGGACCAUGCCGUGUGCAGGGAACUGACAUCACAACUGCCGCACCUUCCAUGGGAGGUCUGGUAAUUCCUGGUACAUCAAAUGCGGCAGGUGUACAGCAAGCGCAAGUGCAGCAGGCAGAAAAGUCCGGAGAGGAGGCCGCUGCUCCUGACAAAGCCCAGCCAGCAGCUGCUAUUCAGGCAUUGAGAGAGGAAGAUGACGACGACAACGAAGAAGCUGUUCACGCAUUCGAAAUUUACGACACCGACAUUGAAAAAGUCCAAAAGCAAUGUCUUGCCAUUCAAUAUCCCAUCCUCCAAGAGUACGAUUUCCGCAACGACGACCGGAAUGCGAACCUCGAGAUCGACCUCAGACCCAAUACUCAGAUCCGGAGCUACCAAGAAAAGAGCCUCAGUAAGAUGUUCGGUAACGGUAGAGCCAAGAGUGGUAUCAUUGUGCUUCCCUGCGGCGCUGGGAAGACGCUUGUGGGCAUCACAGCUGCCUGCACUAUUAAGAAGGGGUGCAUCGUGCUUUGCACCAGCACAAUGUCUGCACAUCAAUGGCGUGAAGAAUUUAUCAAGUGGUCUAAUAUUCGACCCGAAGACAUUGCUGUCUUCAGUGCCGACACCAAGCAACGUUUUCCUGGAAAUACGGGCAUCAUUGUAACCACGUACCCGAUGGUGACACAAUCUGGCAAGCGCGCGUACGACUCGCAGAAGAUGAUGGACUUUCUCACGGGACGAGAAUGGGGUUUGAUGCUGCUGGACGAGGUACACGUUGUUCCUGCCAACAUCUUCCGGAAGGUGUCAUCUCACAUUAAGAGCCAUUCAAAGCUGGGUCUGACGGCUACAUUGCUCCGAGAAGAUGACAAAAUCGGAGACCUUAACUUCCUGAUCGGGCCCAAGCUUUUUGAAGCAAACUGGAUGGAGCUGUCCGAACAAGGCCACAUUGCGAAGGUCCAGUGCGCCGAGGUUUGGUGUCCCAUGACCACCGAGUUCUACGACAAGUACCUGAAUACGAAUGACCGGGCCUUGAAGCAGAACCUUUACGUCAUGAACCCUCGCAAAAUCCAGGCUCUCCAGUUUCUCAUUGAGUAUCAUGAAAAUCGUGGGGACAAGAUCAUUAUAUUUUCGGACAACGUCUAUGCCUUGAAGUAUAUCGCGGGACCCGCCUGCCUUGCAAAAACAAUGAUCCACGGUGGGACCAGCAACUCGGAACGGAUGUUCAUUCUGGAGAACUUCAAGCACAACACCAAUGUCCGGUCGAUAUUCCUUUCCAAGGUCGGCGACACAUCUCUGGACCUUCCCGAGGCUACCUGUCUAAUCCAAAUAUCGUCUCAUUAUGGGUCGCGGCGUCAAGAGGCGCAGCGCUUGGGUCGAAUUCUACGAGCAAAGCGUCGUUCAGACGAGGGAUUCAACGCGUUUUUCUAUUCACUAGUCUCCAAAGACACCACGGAGAUGUACUACUCGACCAAACGCCAAGCUUUCCUUGUUGACCAAGGCUACUCCUUCAAGGUGAUCACUCAGCUAUCUGGCAUGGACAAGAUGAAAAACCUCGUGUUUUCAACGGCCGAGUCACGGCGCGACCUCCUAACCACAAUCGAGACAGACACCAAGGACAAGAAAGAUGCCGAUCUGGACGCAGGCAUAGACGACCUUUUCAAUAAUACCGGCAGGAGGAGAGGUGUGAAGCGGACAGCUGGGGCCUUGGAAGAACUCAGCGGCGCACAGGGUAUGGCUUAUAUGGAAAGAAAGGGUGGCAAGGGCUCGAAGAAGAAGCCAACAAGCAAUGCCUUCUUCAAAAAAUUGUCAAGGGAGAAGGCGAGGAUUCAUGAAAGCAAGGAUCAAUGAACAGAGAGUGAUGUUGUACUACCAUGCAUGGGUGGAGUUUGGAUGGUGUUGACUUUAUAGGAAAAUGGCAUAGGAUGCUUAAGAAAAAUACCCGAGAGUGUUAUAGUAGAGGUGGCAAAUGCGAAUACAUAAGAAUCUAGAUAUUGAC
This is a messenger RNA of Pseudomassariella vexata, 2698 nucleotides long. RefSeq names its product P-loop containing nucleoside triphosphate hydrolase protein. Gene Ontology annotation, molecular function: hydrolase activity; 3'-5' DNA helicase activity; DNA binding. The record is from RefSeq and is a predicted model, not a curated record. The transcript has a single exon. Gene Ontology annotation, cellular component: transcription preinitiation complex; nucleotide-excision repair factor 3 complex; transcription factor TFIIH holo complex. Lineage: Eukaryota; Fungi; Ascomycota; Sordariomycetes; Amphisphaeriales; Pseudomassariaceae. The coding region runs from base 52 to 2550 and encodes 832 amino acids. Gene Ontology annotation, biological process: transcription initiation at RNA polymerase II promoter; nucleotide-excision repair.